CUCUGGGGCCUGUGGGAAAUGUAGUCCAACACCGAAAAAGUCCAGACUUGAGAGCGGAGCGUGGAGCCCACCAGCUGCAGAGACACCCCCCUCCCCGCCCUGAGACUCCCGGGAAUUCCAGGGCGCAAUGAUCGCACGCCUUUGGUGGAGGGGUUGCAGCUGGUUGUCCUUCCAGACGCCGAAGAGCCGGGUGAUGGUCCUCUGAGAGCGAGGUGAGGUCGCGGAAGGAAGAAGAGCCCAAGCCGAGGAAGUAAUCGCAAACCUGGGCCGGGGAGGGCAGAAAAGGGAACCGGAAGCCGGGUGCGGACCAAGGAGGCAAACGGAAGAAGCCUGGCUAGGGUAGGGCUGGCUGAGAAUUGGAAGCUCCGGGCCUAGGAGGGAAGAGGGAGUUGGGAACCCGGCAGAGGAGGGCCGGGGCGGAAAUCGUGAAUCUCUGCCGAGGGAGGCCGGGCUAAGAAGGGCUGAAGCCGUGCGGAGGGACUUCGGGCAGGAGAGAGCCCAGGCGAGUUCACUCAGGCCUGUACGUGCGGGACCCCAGGAGCCAAUGUGACACUGCAGAACAUGUCUACACUUGAAAUGACACAGAUGUUCCCAGAGGGUCCUAGAUGGGGAGGUAAAGUUGGCCAAGACAUGGGAGCUGCAAAGCAAGUAGAAGGAAAUGCGCAGGACUCUUCCCUUUUCCAAAAGAAGAGCUCAUAAGAGAAGUUUCAUCUCUUGCAAAUAUCAAAGCCAUGCCUCAGGAGGAGUGGCAGCAACUGGAUCCUGCUCAGAAGGCCCUCUACAGGGAUGUCAUGUUGGAAAACUACUGUCACCUCAUCUCUGUAGGAUUUCACAUGACUAAGCCUGAUAUGAUCCACAAGUUGGAACAAGGAAAAGAACUAUGGACAACAGAGAAAAUUUUUCCAAGUCAGAGUUACCUCGAAGAAGAUUGGAAAGCUGAAGAUGUUUUAGUGAAGUUCAAAGAAUACCAAGACAGGCAUUCUAGAUCAGUUGUAUCCAUCAACCACAAAAGGCUAAUGAAGGAGAGAACUAAUAUUUUGGGGAAAACAUUUACUGUCAGCAAGAACCGUAUUAUUUCAAAAACAACACUAAGUGAAUAUAAACCUGAUGGAAAAUUUUUUAAAAAUAUUUCAGAAUUAGUCAUUAGAAAUAUAAGUCCUGUAAGAGAGAAGUUUGGUGAGAGUAAUGGAUGGGAGAAAUCACUCCUUAAUACUAAACAUGAGAAAAUUCAUACUGCAGUGAAUCUCUAUAAACAAACAGAGCGGAGUCUGAGUGGUAAACAAGAGCUUAUUCAACAUCAGAAGGUUCAAACUCCAGAGCAGUCAUUUGAACAUAAUGAAUGUGAAAAACCCUUCCUUAUGAAAGGAAUGUUAUUUACACAUACUAGAGCUCACAGAGGAGAAAGACCCUUUGAAUACAAUAAAGAUGGAACAGGUUUCAUCGAAAAGUCAAAUCUCAAUGUUCACCAACAAAAUAUUAUGGAGAAGAAGGCCCACGCAUACAGCAAAUAUGGGAAGUUCCUCUGUAGGAAGUCCAUUUUUAUCAUGCAUCAGAGAUCUCAAACAGAAGAGAAACCCUUUCAGUGCCCUUACUGUGGGAAUAGCUUUAGAAGGAAGUCAUAUCUCAUUGAACAUCAGCGAAUUCACACAGGUGAGAAACCUUAUGUUUGUAGUCAAUGUGGAAAAGCCUUCCGUCAAAAGACAGCCCUCACUCUUCACGAGAAAACACAUAUAGAGGGGAAACCCUACAUUUGUAUGGAUUGUGGGAAGUCCUUCCGCCAGAAGGCAACCCUUACUAGACAUCACAAAACACAUACAGGAGAGAAGGCCUAUGAAUGUACUCAAUGUGGAAGUGCUUUUAGAAAGAAGUCAUACCUCAUUGAUCAUCAGAGAACACACACAGGAGAGAAACCAUAUCAAUGUAAUGAAUGUGGGAAGGCAUUUAUCCAGAAGACAACCCUCACUGUACAUCAGAGAACUCACACAGGAGAGAAACCCUAUAUUUGCAAUGAAUGUGGGAAGUCCUUCUGCCAAAAGACAACCCUCACUCUCCAUCAAAGAAUUCACACAGGAGAAAAACCCUAUAUUUGUAAUGAAUGUGGGAAGUCCUUCCGCCAGAAGGCAAUCCUCACUGUUCAUCAGAGAAUACAUACAGGAGAGAAAUCCAAUGGAUGUCCUCAGUGUGGGAAAGCCUUUAGUAGGAAAUCAAACCUCAUUCGCCAUCAGAAAACUCACACAGGAGAGAAACCAUAUGAAUGUAAAGAAUGUGGAAAGUUCUUCAGUUGUAAGUCAAACCUCAUUGUCCAUCAGAAAACUCACAAGAUAGAAACUGUGGGAAUUCACUAAAAUCUGUGACUUUUUUGGUGAAAACUUAUAAAGUCAUAGUAAAACCUGUUGCUUGCAAAUAUAAUAAUAUUAAACAGUUUAAGGUACUGUACCACAUAUGUACCUACUAUUUGCUCUCCUAUAAAACACAUAAAAAGAAUUACUGGACAAAUUAAAUGAUAAAAGUCAUUGAAAAUACAAGCUUAAAAUGAUUAGAUUCACCAAACAUAAAUUCCUCUAUCAAGUUGCUACAAACAUUUUAAAUUGCUUAUUUUAAAUUUUAAUAUAUACCUUGUUGUGACCCAGUAAUAAACAGUAGGCUGCCUGGCAGUGGUCCAUGGACCACACUGUGAACAGAACUGCUUUAAAAGUAAGGCGGUGUGACUGUAUUUCUCAUUGCAAAUAUGGUAUAAAAGUUGUUACCUCCUCAGAGUUAACCACAGUUCUAACUUCUAACAUUAUAGUUUUUGCAUAUUAUAAACCUUUAUAUAAAGUAAAUUAUACAUCAUGUAUUCUUUCAUAUAUGGCUUGUUUCAUCCAUCACUCUGUCUUUAAAACUCAUCAUUAGUGCAUGUGGCAGAAGUUUAUUUAUUUUCAUUCUGUAUAAAAUUCCAUUAUAUGAUUAUAUUUCA
This is a messenger RNA of Balaenoptera musculus (blue whale), 2956 nucleotides long. It is a transcript of the gene ZNF382, whose product is annotated as zinc finger protein 382. Gene Ontology annotation, molecular function: RNA polymerase II cis-regulatory region sequence-specific DNA binding; DNA-binding transcription factor activity, RNA polymerase II-specific. The coding region runs from base 732 to 2345 and encodes 537 amino acids. The transcript is spliced from 6 exons. Gene Ontology annotation, biological process: regulation of transcription by RNA polymerase II. The record is from RefSeq and is a predicted model, not a curated record. Lineage: Eukaryota; Metazoa; Chordata; Mammalia; Artiodactyla; Balaenopteridae.